Messenger RNA from Pipistrellus nathusii (Nathusius's pipistrelle), 543 nucleotides. The record is from the annotation of a GenBank genome assembly. Lineage: Eukaryota; Metazoa; Chordata; Mammalia; Chiroptera; Vespertilionidae.
AUGCGGCCUUUGACUGAAGAGGAGACUCGCGUCAUGUUUGAGAAGAUAGCGAAAUACAUCGGGGAGAACCUUCAGCUGCUGGUCGAUAGGCCCGACGGCACCUACUGCUUCAGGCUGCACAACGACCGCGUGUACUACGUGAGUGAAAAGAUCUUGAAGUUGGCCGCCAACAUCUCCGGUGACAAGCUGGUGUCGCUGGGGACCUGCUUCGGGAAAUUCACGAAGACCCACAAGUUCCGGCUGCACAUCACAGCUCUGGAUUACCUGGCACCUUAUGCCAAGUACAAAGUGUGGAUAAAGCCUGGAGCAGAGCAGUCCUUCCUGUAUGGGAAUCACGUGUUGAAAUCUGGACUGGGUCGAAUCACUGAAAACACGUCUCAGUACCAGGGAGUGGUGGUGUACUCCAUGGCAGACAUCCCUUUGGGUUUUGGGGUGGCAGCAAAGUCUACACAAGACUGCAGGAGAGUAGACCCCAUGGCGAUUGUGGUAUUUCAUCAAGCAGACAUUGGGGAAUAUGUGCGACAUGAAGAGACGUUGACUUAA